Corticium candelabrum is the source of this 6335-nucleotide messenger RNA. RefSeq lists its product as uncharacterized. NCBI's taxonomy places the organism in Eukaryota, Metazoa, Porifera, Homoscleromorpha, Homosclerophorida, Plakinidae. Gene Ontology annotation, molecular function: Notch binding; calcium ion binding. The transcript has 26 exons. Bases 24 to 6080 code for a protein of 2018 amino acids. The record is from RefSeq and is a predicted model, not a curated record.
GCACCGCAGCUGUAGUUGGCUACAUGUCUCAUGAUGCUAGUGUAUUUCACAGUCACUACUUGUCUGGAUUUGAUGAAGUGAUCAACCUUGUGUCUCAUCGUUUGGCUAAUGGACAAGUGGGACAGCUGCUUUAUCAAGUCAGUGAAGAUACUAACAUUUGUGCUAGCAAUUCUGUUUGCCUCAAUUGGUACUUUGACGAUAUCGAUCGGGAAGGAGUGUCUCCAAUUUGGCAUUUUUCUCUUCCACCAUGUCCUUGUUCAUUAGUUCAGGCUGCAAGCGAUUGGAUGUACCAAUGGAAUCAGUCAACUUCGACAUCUGUUUGUUACGUGUCAUCGUUCCCAUCACCAUUUUACGGUUCUCAAGUUCAGUGCUGUUACAGCUUACCAGAAUUUGGAUUGUUUAAUGGGUUUCUUCUAAACAAUCUCCCACAAGGUGGUACUGCCAAUCGCUAUCAUCCAUCACGUUUCUCACUAUUUCAUAUCAACUUUGAUAUUCAACCUUACGAAGAUUGCUGUAUCAAGACUGACCUUUGCAAUUUGUAUUAUCUGCGUCGUCCCUCUCAGUCAUGUUUUGGUUACUUACCACCAUUUUGGGCUUGGACCUGGGGAGACCCACAUAUUAGUACAUUGGAUGGGAAACAGUACACAUUCAAUGGUGUUGGUGAAUACAUUCUAAUGAAGACUGUAAACGAAACAUUUGUGUUGGAAGGUCGAACACGUCUGGUAGAGAACUCGAGUGCUACUGUGUUCUCUGCAUUUGCUGCAGCUGAGUUUAUAGCAAGUACUGAUUUUAGUCGGUCGCUGUUAAAGUCAAGUGUCAUUCAUACUGAGCUGAUGGACGAUAAUACUCUUCGUGUGAAGGCUUGUUGCUACAGUUUAGAAGACACUUUUGUUUCCAGUGGCUCUACAUUGAAGAGAAGUUCUUGGCGUGAAUUUACUGGGGAGUUUGCUGGUCUUGAUAAUGUCACUCGAUUAAGAUUAGAUAACAUGGUAUUGGCUCGUCCAGCUGAUAAGAAAUUAGUGGCUGUUUUUUCUUCUGGAAUAUCAGUGACUGUGGAGAUAAAGAAAGCGUUACUGACUGUGGUCUUUGCAGCUCCCAACACUUUUAAGGGAAAUACAAGAGGUUUACUGGGCGUGUGGGACGAUAACAAGUUAAAUGACUUGACAGCACGAAAUGGCACAGUCAUAUCCAUCAAUUCAACUGAUCGUGAAAUCCACCAUCUCUCACAGACAUGGCAAGUAUAUGAAAACGAAUCUUUAUUCUACUAUGACGAUGGGAAUGAUGUGACUACCUUCUCUGAUCCUAAUCACAUUCCAGUUUUUCCAGAUGAAGCUGUCAGCCGCUACACAGGUGAACAAAGAACUGCAUGCAAUGAUGAUCCUCAAUGUCUAUUCGACACAUUUGAAACAAAUGAUCCAGAAAUAGGGCAAGAAACUCUUGUUACUAAUGCACAGCUAAUUGAACAGUCUACUUCUCUGAUGAACUUUCCUCCCGUUCUAAAUGGUAGUCAUGUCUUAAAUGCUACUCUUGGUCAGACUGUGAGGUAUGUAUUCAUUGGAUCAGACAGCGAUGUUUUCAAUGUGACGUUGGAUGGUAUUCCUCCUCCAUUGGCUGAUUAUACUUUUGCAAGAAAUGGGGAUGAGUUUGUGUUUAUUUGGACACCCACAUCAUCUGGUAUUGUGAGUCUUCUGUUUAUUGCUAAUGAUACGACUGGUUCGAGCAGUCAGCUUCAGCCACUCAUUCGUCUGUGUGCAUGUCGGUUGGAAAAAAAUGCAGUAUGUAUAAUGGCAGAUGGAGAUGGAGGAGAGGAGCAGUUUAUUCUUGAACAGUGUGAAUGUGGUAGUGGUUGGGAAGGAAGAUUUUGUAGUGUGGAUAUUGAUGCUUGUUUAACAUCAAACUGUCCAGAAGGUACUAACUGUACUGAUCGAUCUGCACCAGACACUGGUUUUGAUUGUGGAUCCUGUUCUGCUGGACUUCAAGUUAUAGAUGGAAAAUGUCAAGACAUUGAUGAGUGCAUAAAUGAUACACUGAACAAUUGUCAACAUUCAUGUUUCAAUCAAGUACCAUUCUUUAGCUGUGAGUGCCACACAGGGUUCAACCUACAAGAUGAUGGCGUUAACUGUUCAGAUGUCAAUGAGUGUGAAAGUGGCAACCCAUGCCAUCAAGUUUGUAUCAAUGUACCAGGUUCUUUUCAGUGUGAUUGUUUUGAUGCAUUUCUUCUUUCAACUGAUAACGUCACUUGCACACCGGAAGAAGUAUGUAUAAUGGGAGAAGCAGACUGUGAGCAGCUGUGCUCUCGAAAUAGGAGUAGUGGAGUUGAGACCUGUAGUUGCAAUCAAGGUUAUCGGCUUGAUUCGAAUGAGCGCAACUGUUCUGAUAUUAAUGAAUGCUCUGAGAAUUUGGAUAGCUGUCAUCAAACAUGUGUGAACACAAACGGAUCAUUUACUUGCCAGUGUAAUAAUGGCUAUAAGCUAGAGUCUGAUAGACAUACUUGUACAGAUAUCAAUGAAUGCGUGGAGACCCCAACAGCAUGCAGUAGUAUUACUGGACAGCAGUGCAGCAACUUGCCUAGCUCGUUUAAUUGUUCAUGUCCACUUGGAACUGAAGUUAUUACCAGUGCUUGCAAACUUGCUGAUGAUUGUGCUUCUGGUCCAUGUCUGAAUGAUGGUGAAUGCUUUGAUGGUGUGGGCAUGUUCACGUGUCAGUGUAGCUCUGGCUACACAGGAGUUGUGUGCAAUCAAGAGCUGAAUGAGUGUGACUCAAAUCCGUGUCAGAAUAACGGAACCUGUACUGAUCAGUUUGACAAGUUUAAAUGUCAUUGUAUCCCAGGUUAUGAAGGAGACUUAUGUGAGAGAGAAACGAAUGAGUGCGAGUCAUCACCUUGUCAAAAUGGAGUAACAUGUGUAGACUCUUACCUCAGCUUCACAUGCAACUGUGUUGUAGGAUAUCUGGGAAUUUUGUGUGAAACAAAUAUCAAUGAGUGCCUAUCUAUACCAUGUCAAAAUGGAGCUAUCUGUGAGGAUGAUGUCAAUGGCUAUAACUGUGCAUGUGUGCCGGGCUUCACCGGUGUGUUAUGUGAAACAGAAGUGAAUGAAUGUAAUUCAUCACCAUGUCAAAACAGUGCUGCAUGCACUGAUCAAGUGAAUAGAUAUGAGUGUCAAUGUGUGGCUGGUUAUUCAGGACAGCAGUGCGAAACAGAUAUAGACGAAUGUGCUUCAAGUCCUUGUCAGAAUGGCGGUACUUGCACAGAUAUACUGGCUGGCUAUACAUGUAACUGUAUUGAAGGCUACACUGGACUAAACUGCGAAUCUGUAGAUUUUAAUGAAUGUGAAAGUGAACCAUGUUUCAAUAGUGGAGUUUGCAAAGAUGUUAUCAAUGGUUUCCAAUGUACCUGUGCAGGUAAAUUCAGCGGAUCAUUUUGUCAAAUUGUACAAAACAUGACUGUUCCUUGCACUGAUGAACUUGAGUCAUCAGACUGUGAUGACGUUGUUGCCUGUGCUGAGGCUGCCUUUUCUUGCACCUAUUCAUACUUUACUGAAUUCCUUUUGCCAUUAUGCAAGUUGCAGGACUGCACUUCAACUGCAGUGCAAUGGUCAUCGGCAGCCAGCUCAUGCUUGAUCAAGCAAAUACAUAAUUACUUUUUGCUGAACUACAGCAGUGAACCAUCACCCACAAAGUGUAUUGAGUUUCAACGGUUUAUGUUUUAUUCACAGCAGGAGUGUCUUAAUCAUUUUCUGUGCAGUAGCAACAUUAGUCAUUCUGAUGCUGAUAUUGUGUCAAAUGUGUUUGACAGAUCUUCUCCUCUUCGUAAUGAAAACAUAGAGCAGAUGUUGCAAGUUAUAGAUUCUUGCCCAGGAGAUGGUGUGGACUCACUUGCUGAUAGUUUGAAAGAUAGAGGCUUUGUUAUCUGUGUAGUUGUUGAAUUGUUAGCAGGCAAUAAUGAAACAGUUAGAGCAGCAUCUGUUCUCUCUAGACUUUUAAACCUCAUUGCAUCAGUGACAGGAGGUACUGGUGAUGUUACUUCUUUCGAUUCUAAGACAUGUCCAGCGUUACCUUCUGACAACAACAGCCGAAAACGUCGAAGCGUAGCUGGCAAUGACAUAGUACGAAUUCGAAGGAAUACAGAAACUGUUGCUUCUUCUAAUACUACUAUUCAGCUGGCAUUUUUGAGUAGUGGCGAUAAUGCUGUCAGUUUGUCAACGUUAUGUGACAAUACAUCAACUGUGGGGAAUGCAAGUCUGGGUUGUUCAGUGUGUGGUAAUGGUGUGUUAAAUGUUGCUGAUGAGAGCUGUGACGAUGGAAAUGAAAUGUCUGGUGAUGGUUGCUCUAACGAUUGUGCCAUUGAGCGAGGUUAUGAUUGUAACAUAAAUGUGGCACCUAGUAUUUGCAUAAACAAGACUUGUGGUGAUGGUAUUCGUGUGUCUGGAGAGGAGUGUGACAAUGGGAAUCGUCGUGGAUGUUCUAACUGUUUGAUUGUUCAAGGGUUUGAGUGCUCUGAUGUAUUUUACGAAAGCAGUGUGUGCUUCAGUUGUGGCAAUCAAAUAGUGGAAGAGUUAGAGCAGUGUGACAAUGGACUCAGUAGUGCUAUUGAUGGUUGUAGCAAUACCUGCUUUGUUGAUCUUCUUUGGGACUGUACAUCUGUGAUUGACGAGGAAAGUGUUUGUGAACAUGUUGCUGUUGACUUCAAUGUUGCCGAUGUCACAACUUUGAAUCCUUCAGUUAUUGGCUUUGGUGCUGCUGGUGCCGUACUGUUUUUAGUACAGGAAGUUGGACAACUGGAUAGUAGUCGUUUUGGUAAUACGGAUUGGAAGAGUAUAGAAGUUAAUAUGUCUAUUCCAGCAUCUUCUAACAUCUCUUUUGAAAAUAUUGAUUAUUUACGAGAUCAAGCAGUUCUUCAACAAAGGAUAACAACUUCUGACUUCUUAGCAUUAAAUAAUUCCAUUGUAGAGGAUCAAAGUGUUGCUGAUGUCAGUUUAGGAGAGAGACACAAAAGAUUUGUGCGUUUGAAUAAGCCUGCUAAUCUUACUCACGUGUUACUAUCAUUGGUGUUUCGUCAUUCUACUGUAGACGUCCAGGGAGAGUUUAGGUAUGUUAAUUUGACAAUUGUGGAUAUUUUUGAUGAUCGAUCUCCAACAGUUAUGAUCACUUUGAGAUAUAAUGGCUCAAACGAUAACUCACCAAUAGUCAGUAUUGCUGAGAAUGCAACAAUUAUUAUAUCUACAUCUUCACCUAUAAUUGUGUUAUCACUUUCUCCUCCAUCUGUGGAUGUGUCAUCAUCAGUUGUUGUAGUACCUUCAUCAACAAUCAUUUUACAGACAGUUUCUUCUCCACCUUCUGUGAUUUUAUCGCCUAUUCUAUCUCCAUCUGUACGCCUACCUGCUACCGUUGAACCAGUGACAUCAUCACAAGUAGUAAAAGUCUCUUCUGCAGUAUUGAGUACCCCUCAAACAUCAACUUUAUUUGAACCCACACCAGUUUCUUCAGCUUUACUUACAUCAUCUAUAAUAACAACGGUUCAUGUUGCACCAACUUCAUGUUAUUUGAUUAAUUGCCCUGUGCUGAAUUAUCCCAUGCACGGCAGUAUAUCUACUAACAACAAUGUUUGCAAUACAACUGUGCACUUUGGCUGUGAUGAUUGCUACUUUCUUGUUGGUCAGUCAAACUUAACUUGUCUGCCGAAUGGAGAGUGGGAUGGAAAUCCACCUUCUUGCGAAGUUGUGUACUGCCCGUUGUUGAUGACACCAUACAAAGGUAAAAAGAACUCUAAGGACACUAGGUGUGGUGUAAUGGUUGAGUUCAGUUGCGAUGAAAACUUCACAUUAUCAGGGAAGUCUUCUUUGGUUUGCUUGACGAAUGGAACAUGGGAUGGCAUUGCUCCACAAUGCGAGGCUUUAGCUGAAACAGUAGCCCCCACACGCUCAGAAGGAGGUUCUGAUCUAACAACUGCUGAAAUCAUCUUUGUCAUUGCUAGUGUUGUUGGAGUUGUCUUUCUCAUCAUAUAUAUACUCAUUAUUUUAUAUUGCAGAAUUUGUAAAAAGAAUAAAGUGGAACCAUCAAGUGAUGAUGAUCUGGCACCAUAACCAGUGAAAGCUUGUGCUGAUCGUACACAGAUACUGCUGAAUGGUGAAACGAAUGACUGACAUUUCCAUGCGAGUAUCUAGUAUAAGUUUAUUUGGCUAGCUGCAUGUUAAAUUAACUUUGCAUAUAACUGAUUUUGUUUUGUCUUUAUUUGUCUGCAUGUCUAAGCUGGAGUUGAGAAUUAACUAGUUAUUGCUCUGUGAGGAUCACUGUUUUUUAUUGUUGUAUUAAUUAAACAGUGUAGUUCCUUUUCUGAA